Molecule: messenger RNA, 525 nt
Organism: Nicotiana tabacum (common tobacco)
Lineage: Eukaryota; Viridiplantae; Streptophyta; Magnoliopsida; Solanales; Solanaceae
Source: RefSeq, a predicted model, not a curated record
AUGAACCAUAUUCUUAGAAGUAAACUAGAUUUACAGGAAUUAAGUAAUGGAGUAACUAAUGACUCAUCUCUAGAACGUAUCUCGGAAGCCAGUAUUGACAUACCACUGCAUUAUCAUUGUGGGAGAAAUGUCAAUAGGCAGCAAAAUGCAGAAGAGCAAUUGCCUGAUAUCUUAAUACCCCAAAGUAGUGGGAGUAAUGUUGAGCAACCUCAGAUUGUUGAGCAGCCUAAAAUUGUUCUGCAGCCUGCACUCCAUGAAGAAGUUAAUGAUAUCCCAACACCGCAUGGUGUGGAGUAUAACAUUGAGGCCUCAGUUCCAAAAAAUGAUGUUAUGAGUCAAAUUCAAAAUCAAAAUCAGACUGCACCUGUAGUGACUAGUCGUAGUAGGAGAAUUAUUAAAAAACCUCUCAGGUUUGCGCUCUUGGGAGAAUAUUAUGAUAGAAUCCCUGAAAAGCCUAAUACAGAACCUAUUAAUUACAACGACGCACUACAGGAUACAUAUACUAUAAAUGGGUUGCUUCUAUGA